Molecule: messenger RNA, 2422 nt
Organism: Eurytemora carolleeae
Lineage: Eukaryota; Metazoa; Arthropoda; Copepoda; Calanoida; Temoridae
Product: probable mitochondrial chaperone BCS1-A
Exons: 4
Coding region: 318-1403 (361 amino acids)
Molecular function (GO): ATP binding; ATP hydrolysis activity
Source: RefSeq, a predicted model, not a curated record
CCAGAGACAGUACACUGCAGUACAAAAGAUGCAUACACCUCUGAAAAAACUUUCCUUGCAUUAUAACCUUGAUAAGUAGUAAAUAAUUUCACCAGUAAAUUAAAAAACUACAAUGAGUAAACGGGAUGUGUUGACAUUUCAAAAUUGCUGGGUUUCCGGAAAAAGGUCAUUUCAUAUCAUUACAGAGUCAAAAAGUCGUCUUCCUUUUCCACAGUUGUAUGGGUACCCAUUAAUAUCUUUUUUAACACUCUUUUAGAACAAAGAAAAAUUCUCGGAUUUAUCUAUUGUUUCUCUAGGUUUACGGAAUUGUGAACAUAAUGCAGAACCAGGAUAACAAUGAAAAAAACCCAAUGUUAACUGAAGAAUUUCAGGUGACCAUCUGUUCCGACGUUUUGAACGCUGAAGACCUACGUCUUCUUCUUGAACAAUGGGUCAAAGAAUACGAGAAACAUCUGAAUUCUGACAAACAUUUAAAAUAUUUUGUGUACACUCCGUCCAGCCAAUCUGCAGAGGAUUAUUAUGAUGCUACAUCUAACUAUUCAGAGUUCAGGUUUGAAUCAGGAAAAUCCUUUGACAACAUAUUUUUCCCGGAAAAGAAAGAUAUUUUGCGGCGCAUCAACUUUUUCCAGGAUAACAAGGCCUGGUACAAAGCCCGCGGUAUACCGUACACCAUGGGAUUCUUGUUCUACGGUGAGCCGGGCUGUGGGAAGACUUCGACCAUUAAAGCCAUUGCCAACCACACCCAGCGUCAUAUUGUUGCCAUUCCUCUGAACAAAAUUAAAACUGGAAAGGAAUUGUUGAAUGUUUUCUACAAUGUGAAGAUGAACUACAAGGAUAUCCCGUUGAACCAGAGGUUGUACGUUCUGGAGGAUAUUGAUUGCGCCGACCUCAAGAAUAUUGUGACAGAUAGAUCCAAGGAGACAGAGAAGGAAGGAUCUGAGACAGAAUCUGAGAAUAUUAACACAAGCACGAUGAAAGAUAUGGAUGAGGGUAGCAUGGAUCUUCUCAACUUCUUGAAGGUCUCCAGCGCCAACUUUGACAAAAAGUCCAACCGUCUAACCCUGGCCACCCUGCUAGAGGUGUUGGACGGGGUGAUGGAGAUGGACGGACGUAUGCUCAUCAUUACAACAAACUACCCAGAGAAACUUGACAAAGCUCUUAUUCGUCCGGGACGGAUUGAUCUGAAGUUGAAGUUUGAAAAAUGCACGAAAGAAAACCUGGUUGAAAUGUACACUCACUACUUUGAGAAUGAACUCCCCGACGGGUUUGAUAUCGAGAAGGUUCCUGAUCAUCGGUGGACUCCUGCAGAAGCAACCCAGGUGUUCCUCAACCACAUGUACGAACCAGAAAAGGGACUUGAUUUUAUUGUUAACGGAUUCCCGCAAUCUUUGAUACAGGAUUAAGUUCUGUCACGACUACACUUAGAUAUACAUACUCUUGUCCCACAUUCACGCUUUUAUCCAACUUAUGACACAAAAAGGGUUUACUCCCAUGUAUUUAUCUCCUGUAACUAAUCCCUUCUAUUGUGCACUUUCUAAAUUUCCUCCGAGUUUACACUCCUGUAUUUGUAUUCUCAGUUCUUAUUCCCUCCGAUAUGUUAAAAGUUCUAACCCUAUUCCCUCCGACUGUGCACGAAUAAAUUUCCUCUGAUUUUACAUAUCCCUCUAAUUUAAUGUUACAUUGUCUGAACCUAUUCCCGCCAACUAAACACUUUCUGUAUUUAUUUUCUCACCUUGCUCGCAUUUCCUCAGUUUUCCAUUAUUUUUAUCCAAUUCCUCCGUUUUCCACUUUAAAAAUCUUCAAGGCCAAUUUUGUAAUCCCUCUGAUUUUCAACUUGUAGCACUUUAAGUCUCUGAUUUUCCACUCUUAGUAACAAAAUACUGACAAUUUUCCAUACAUUGUACCCAUUUUCUCCGAUUUUUCACUCUUUUUUACCAAAUUCCUCCGAGUUCACCAAAUCCCUCCGAUUUUUCACUCGUUUUUUAUCAAAUCCCUCCGAUUUUUCACUCCUUUUUACCAAAUCCCUCCGAUUUUCCACUCCAAGAAAAAAUGUCCUCCAAUUUUUCACUCCCCAACGUUAUUUAUAAAAUUUUUCUUAUGCAGUAUUUUUAGUUUUCUGUUAAAUAAUUUUAGCAAAUUAACAUUUUAAGUUUGAAAUAUGUUUUUAUUAAUUCACGAAAAUACUCUAGAUGUGAUUAUGUAAAAGUUCUUCAGUGACUGAAGAACAUAUUAAUGUUGUGAUAGAUGAGCGUUAGAAUAAAAUGUUAAAUUAUUUUGCAAAUUAACAUUUUAAGUUUGAAAUAUGUUUUUAUUAAUUCACGAAAAUACUCUAGAUGUGAUUAUGUAAAAGUUCUUCAGUGACUGAAGAACAUCUGAAUGUUGUGAUAGAUGAGCGUUAGAAUAAAACGUUAAAUUAUUUUAA